CCCGGGACUAUGCGUCAGUUCCUGUCUGGGAACCAGCCGAGCCGCAGGCAGCGAGUCCUGAUGCUGCUGCAGCUGCUGGAGGGCGUGCAGCACCUCUGCAGCGAGGGGGUCGCUCACCGGGACCUGAAGACUGACAACAUCCUGCUGGAGCUGGACUCAGCUGGAUGUCCUCGGCUGGUGAUCUCGGACUUCGGCUGCUGUCUGUCUCAGAGCGACUGCAGUCUGCAGCUUCCCUUCAACAGCAUGUGGGUGAGCCGGGGGGGCAACGCCUGCCUCAUGGCCCCCGAGGUGUCCAGUGCCUCCCCGGGCCGGGCCUCGGUGAUCGACUACAGGAAGGCGGACGGCUGGGCGGUCGGCGCCGUCGCCUACGAGAUCUUCGGGGAGCAAAACCCUUUCUACGGAGCGGGGGGGCUGCAGAGCCGGAGCUACGAGGAGACGCAGCUGCCACCUCCCCCCCCCACUGCACCUGCUGACGUGCAGCUGGUGAUUCAGCUGCUGCUCAGGAGGAGCCCCAGCAAGCGGCCAAGCGCUCGUGUCGCCGCUAACAUGCUUCACCUGAGCCUGUGGGGGGGGCGGGCUCUAUCCGACCUGAGGAAGCUCUCUGAUUGGCUGCUGUGUCAGUCGGUCGUGGUGCUGCUGGGGGGGUGCAGCGGCCCGGGAGGGUGCACGGUGGAGGCGGAGCUUCAGAGGAGCUUCCUGUCCAACCUGGAUCUGGAGGAGCUUCGCACCGCGGGGGGGUUCCUGCUGUACGGCCGGGGUGGGGGCAGCGGCGUCUGAUUAGACUCACCUUCAGACCAAACAAGAGGAUUCUCCCCUCGCGUUAAGAUAAGAUAAGAUAAGAUAAAAAGUACUUUAUUGAUCCCAAUUUGGGAAAUGUUUGCGUUGCAGCAGCAUAAAAAGACAAGGUAUUGAACAUUAGAGAAAUUAAAAGUAUAUAUAAAUAAACCAUCAAACUGAGACAAAGACAGGCCACGAGUCCGACUCAAAACACAGACUUUAUUAAUUAGAUCAGCUGCUUACAUUGAAAGUACAUGAGUGUUAAUGAUGAGACAAUCAUCAUGUGAUUGGUCUGUUAAUAAACCCAUCUAACCCAGAUCAGAGGUUUACAUUCACCCCAGAAGCAGCCGUGUUCAUUCAAACAUCAUCGUGCUGUUUAGGGAAGAUUAGUUUCCUAAAUGCAAAUAAGGCUCAUCGAAUCUGACCCUUCUU
Molecule: messenger RNA, 1209 nt
Organism: Trematomus bernacchii (emerald rockcod)
Lineage: Eukaryota; Metazoa; Chordata; Actinopteri; Perciformes; Nototheniidae
Product: serine/threonine-protein kinase PINK1, mitochondrial-like
Biological process (GO): protein phosphorylation; autophagy of mitochondrion; regulation of apoptotic process
Cellular component (GO): mitochondrion
Molecular function (GO): ATP binding; protein serine/threonine kinase activity
Source: RefSeq, a predicted model, not a curated record